Hyalella azteca is the source of this 882-nucleotide messenger RNA. Its product is annotated as kinesin-like protein KIN-7L. Gene Ontology annotation, molecular function: microtubule binding; microtubule motor activity; ATP hydrolysis activity. Gene Ontology annotation, cellular component: kinesin complex; microtubule. The transcript has 5 exons. Bases 1 to 882 code for a protein of 293 amino acids. NCBI's taxonomy places the organism in Eukaryota, Metazoa, Arthropoda, Malacostraca, Amphipoda, Hyalellidae. Gene Ontology annotation, biological process: microtubule-based movement. The record is from RefSeq and is a predicted model, not a curated record.
AUGGUUGCAACGAGAGAAGGUUCUUACUUGGAACUUUAUAACAAAAAGUUCGACCUACUAGUUGUUAGCGCCAACGCUCCUGGCAUUAGUCCUCUGGCGGGAAGAUUGGAGGCAUCUGGAUACUUCAACUUCCUCUGCCUCACAGAGGAACUUGUCAGGAGCGAGGAACAGCUGCUCUCACUGCUGCAACGCGGCGAGAAGAACCGGCAGGUGCGCCGCACGCCCGUGAAUGAUCGCAGCUCCCGAUCCCACGUCUUCAGAAUCUUGAGAGUCCUUCAGCCGUACGGUCAUGAACAUCAUCAGCUGAUUUACGGCAAACUUGCUCGGAGUGGCAUCAUCGCGGAGGAGCGGCCGUCACAGGGCUACGUGGCAGCAGCGUCACACCUCGUCAUCGCGGACCUGGUGGGGUCUGAGAACGCGUCGCACACCGGCAUCCUUGACGACAUCAGAGAAGAGGGCAUCCACAUCAAUUGGGACAUCUCAGUUCUCAAGAAAGUCAUCAGAGAGCUCAAUUUUUUAAGGAGCGAACGGUUGGCGGGAACAAAGGGCCGGGAAGACUGUCGAGAUGGAAACGUGACAGUGUCAGUGACAGGAGUGGCGUUGACGGGAGCGGGUAAGAACGCAGACGGGAGCGGGGACGUGAGUAGAGACGGUAGUGGGGACAAGAGCGGGGACGGGAGAAGGGACGGUGGUGAGGACAAGAGCGGGGACGGGAGCAGGGACGGUGGUGAGGACAAGAGCGGGGACGGGAGCAGGGACGGUGGUGAGGUCAAGAGCGGGGACCGGAGCAGGGACGGUGGUGAGGACAAGAGCGAGGACGGGAGCAGGAACGGAGCGAGGACAGGGGCAGGGACUGGAGCGGGGAAAGGAGCAGGGACUUGA